Messenger RNA from Spirometra erinaceieuropaei, 867 nucleotides. The record is from the annotation of a GenBank genome assembly. NCBI's taxonomy places the organism in Eukaryota, Metazoa, Platyhelminthes, Cestoda, Diphyllobothriidea, Diphyllobothriidae.
AUGCUGCAACAUUUUCACAGCCUGCUCAACGCAGUCUUCCCGGAUAUAAAAUUCACGAGAGAAGAAGAACAGGAGCAGCAGUUGCCCUUCCUGGAUGUGCUCGUCAGAAGAAACCUUAACGGUGAACUUGAAACGACGGUUUAUAGGAAGGCAACGAACACCACACAGCUUCUCAGUUUUCACAGCAACCAUCCGGUGGCUCACAAACGAAGCUGUGUGAAGACGCUCUUCAAACGGAUCCAAACUCAUUGCAGCAAACUGGAAGACAGAGCGCGUGAGGCCCGUUAUCUCCGCGACCAGUUUGUGCAAAAUGGCUAUCCGAGGGCAUUCAUAAGUCGCUGCCUACGCGGUCGCCACCAGAGAACUCAAACAUCAACGCCACCGACGAUAUGGCAUGCUCUGCCAUACAUCAAGGGUGUUUCAGAAGCGACCGAGCGCAUUGCUGCGGAGCUAGGGGUUGGAAUCGCACACCGCCCCAAAGCCACCAUGCGCAACAGGGUCAUGAAGAUCAAAGACCGGUUAAAACCUGAAGAGCAAUCUGGAGUAGUGUAUCGCAUUCCGUGUCAAAAUUGUCCUUGUAAUUACACAGGACAGACUGGACGCAUGCUCGGAUCGCGCAUACAUGAACAUAAGCUGGCUGUGCGGCGAGGCGACGCAUUGUCACAAGUGGCCGCCCACACCUACGAAAUGGGUCACGAGUUUGACUUCGCUGCCACCAAAAUAGUCGCCCACGCCGGAAACAAAACAGGCCGAGAAUUGAUUGAAGCCUGGGCCUCGGAUGAGAACUCGGUCAAUCGAUUUAUCGAUCUGGCGCCGGCGUACAGAGCCCUUCGUAGUCACCUCCAGUCGUGCGACGUCGGUCGAUGA